GUGGGAGGCAAGCAGGCAGGCAGGGCAAUCGCACUUGCAAUUCAUAAAGAGCUGGUGUGCUGCUGCUGCUCUGCUGCUGUGACUGCCGUCGGAUUUGUUGCUGCUGCUUCUGCUGCUGCCGCUGCUGCUGCUGAACUGACGACACCCGCCACCUGCGACUCAGCGAGCGAACGAACGCGAGUUCUGAACCGCUUCCUUCCUACUACGCACACACGAUACGACACGACCCCCGUCCAGAUCCUACACGAAGCGAAGACCCGAAGCGAAGACGAACCCCCCGAGACGAGACAAGAUGGGCAAGCGACGAUCGCACCGCACGCAAUCGGGGUCAGGGCUGCCCGCGCGGCGGAAGGUGGUGAUAGUCGGGGACGGAGCGUGCGGCAAGACGUGUCUGUUGAUGCGAUUCUCGAACAACACGUUUGACCCGGACGCGUAUGUUCCGACUGUGUUUGAGAACUACGUGAAGGACAUUACGCUGGGGAAUGGCGAGAAGGUCGAGCUCACGCUGUGGGAUACUGCGGGCCAGGAGGACUACGAUCGACUGCGCCCCCUGUCGUAUCCUGACACCGACGUCGUCCUCAUCGCGUUCUCGGUUGACUCCCCGGAUUCACUCAACAACGUCUACGAUAAGUGGAUUUCGGAGGUCCUCCACUUCUGCCCCAUGAUCCCCAUCAUGCUGGUCGCGCUGAAGAGGGAUCUGAGAACCGAUGCUGCGACCGUCGCGAGACUGCAGCAGCAGCAGAGGGAGCCCAGAGGUCCUGUCACGAUGGAAGAGGGCCAGAAGGCCGCGAGGGAGCUAAAUUGUGAUCACUACAUCGAGUGCUCGAGUAAGACGGGCGAGGGCGUCUUCCAGGUCUUUGAGAAGGCUAGCACUCUGGGCAGAAGGGGUCCGAAGCCAAAUAAGUCCUGUGUCAUUCUUUGAUGGGCGAUGAUGGGCGAUGGGGGGGAGGGGGGAUGAUGCCGCCCCGCCAUGUCAUGUAGGAAGCGUGGGGGCGGGGGCGGUUUUGACAGGCAGGGAUGGCUGGGAAGAGGGAUUGGCGAGGCGCACUUUUUUGUCAUCUAAUGUCUUCCUUUUUUUCUUUCAUUGUGGUGGUGUUUGUUUCUGCUUGUUCCAUCGUUCGUUUUUUCUUCUUCUUUCCCGACGAGCUUCAUCUACCAUUGUAACAAAAUAUACGGAUUGAGGGUGGUGACCAUGGAACCUCGGCCGAUUGGGUGGGAG
This is a messenger RNA of Tricharina praecox, 1219 nucleotides long. RefSeq names its product P-loop containing nucleoside triphosphate hydrolase protein. Bases 293 to 922 code for a protein of 209 amino acids. Gene Ontology annotation, biological process: small GTPase-mediated signal transduction. Gene Ontology annotation, molecular function: GTP binding; GTPase activity. Lineage: Eukaryota; Fungi; Ascomycota; Pezizomycetes; Pezizales; Pyronemataceae. The transcript has 2 exons. The record is from RefSeq and is a predicted model, not a curated record.